GCCAGUAUCACUCAUGGUGUAAAUAUAAAGGUAUGGUGGUCUGUAACAUCAUGUGUCUGUGUUUCCUACAGAUGUUCCACAGCUGGUGCUGGUUAAAGAAGAAGCUCCUGAAGAACAGAGUGCUGGUGUGGACCAGCAGGACCCAGAACACCUCCAUAUAAAGGAGGAACAGGAGGAGCUCUGGACCAAUCUGGAGGGAGAGCAUCUCUGUCUGAAGGAGGAGACUGAAGCUGUCGGGUUUCCUGUUACUGCUGUUUCUAUAAAGAGUGAGGAUGAUGAAGAGAAACCUCUGGUCUCACAGCUUCAUCAGCAGCAAAUAGAAGACAGAGAUGUUCCAACCAGCAGCUCAGCUGACCAGAUGGCAGCAGAAACUGGUGGAGGAGCAGGAACUAGCAGGAACCCAGAUCUGAACCCUCAUGAACAAACAUCUGAUUCUUCAGAGACUGAAGUUAGUGGAGAUGAUGAUGAUGAUGAUGAUGAUGAAGAAGAUGAUGAUGAUGGUGUGAAUCUGGACUCUGAGCUGUCAGACUCUGGGUCUGAAACUGGAGAUGAAGAUGAUGACUGGAAUGAGAGCAGGUCUUCUGAGUCAGAUGUUUCAAGGAAGAGAGAAGAGACGGAUGAGAAACCUCUGCUCUUACAUUUCCACAACCAUCAAAUGGAAGAUGGAGGUGUCCUAACCAGGAGCUUGGCUGGGCAGAUGACAGCAAAAGUUGGUGGAGGAGCAGAAACUAGCAAGAACCUAGAUCUGAACCCUAAUGAAAAGACAUCUGAUUCUUCAGAGAUUGAAGUUAGUGGAGAAGAUAAUGAUGAUGUGAAUCUAGACUCUGAGCAUUCAGACUCUGGGCCUGAAACUGGAAACGGAGACCAUGGCUGUAAUGAGAACAAGUCUUCAGAGUCAGAUAUUAAGAUCGUCAACAAAUCAUUUAGCUGCCCUGUGUGUGGUAUACAGUUCCUCCACAAGUGGUCUCUUCUGGAACAUGUGAGAAUGACAAGUCAUUCAGCAGUAAAGUCUUCAGAGUGUUCGGUUAAUACAAAAUGUGUGAAAGAGAAGCAACGUGGAGGCUCAUGUAGAAGAGUUGAGAAAGAACCAAAAUCAUUUAGUUGUGAUGACUGUGGGAAAAGAUUUAGCCAAACGUCCAAUUUAACCCAUCAUAUGAAAGGCCACACUGAGCAGAAGCCUUUUUCCUGUGAGCUCUGUGGGCAAAGAUUUAGCCAGAAAAAUAGUUUAAACACACACAUGAGAGUCCACACAGGAGAGAAGCCUUUUGCCUGUGAGCUCUGUGGAUACAGAUGUACCCAAAAGGCACAUUUAAACACACACAUGAGAGUCCACACAGGAGAGAAGCCUUUUGCAUGUGAGCUCUGUGGAUUCAGAUGUAUCCAAAAGGCAACUUUAAACACACACAUGAGAGUCCACACAGGAGAGAAGCCUUUUGCUUGUGAGCUCUGUGGACAAAGAUUUAGCCGUAAACAUAAUUUAAACACACACAUGAAAGUUCACACAGGAGAGAAGCCUUUUGCCUGUGAGCUCUGUGGAUACAGAUGUGCCCAAAAGUCACAUUUAAACGAUCACAUGAAAGUCCACACUGGAGAGAAGCCUUUUGCCUGUGAGCUUUGUAGAUACAGAUGUACCCAAAAGUCAAGUUUGAACAAUCACAUUAAAGUCCACACAGGAGAGAAGCCUUUUGCCUGUGAGCUUUGUGGAUACAGAUGUACCAGAAAGUCACAUUUAAAUGAUCACAUGAGAGUCCACACAGGAGAGAAGCCGUUUGCUUGUGACCUCUGUGGGAAUAGAUUUAGUGAAAAGGGAAGUUUAAACACACACAUGAGAGUCCACACAGGACAUAAGCCUUUUGCUUGUGAGCUCUGUGGGAAAAGAUUUAGCCAUAAAAAUAGUUUAAACUGUCACAUGAGAGUCCACACAGGAGAGAAGCCUUUUGCCUGUGAGCUCUGUGGGAAAAGAUUUAGUCGUAACCAUAGUUUAAACACACACAUGAGAGUCCACACAGGAGAGAAGCCUUUGACUGUGAGCUGUGUGGACAAAGAUUUAGCCGAAAGACACAUUUAAAGAGACAUACGAGCAUCCACAUAAGGCUCAAGGGAUUUAUUUAACAACAGUACUUCCAAAUGUUGUAUUUAGUUUUUUUUACAACCUUAAUAUUAGUCUUGUACCUCUGCUCAAUUAUCGUUGAUCGGCCCAUGAGCCACCUCUUCUUUUGAUUUUCAUAUUCAAUUCUCCUUUGUUUUUUAAACUCAGACCUUAACCAAACAAUUGAGAUGUUCAUUCAUGAAUUCUGAAUACAAAAAAAUAUUACUUAAAGAUUAAGAAAAAAACUGUUAUACUCUCCUGUAUUUAAUAAACAGACUGAUGGUUGUAGUACAUAACUCACUGUAAUUUAAAGCCGUUAGAUACCAGUGGCGUCUGCUUUAAACAAUUUGUCUGUAUAUAAAAUAAUAGCAUACAAUGUUGUAAUAACUGCAGUUUUAAAAGAAUGUGUCUUUAUUCAUUUGGAGCCCCUAAGAAGAAAUCCCACCGUAAAGGCUGUGGAGAGACAGCUGGGUCUGUUGUCAAGAAGUCAUAAAAAGAAGUCAUAAAUUGCAAUGCGGCUCUGUGGAGACUCCAUUCUCCUACAAUAGCAUUUUACUAUUCUAAGCAGGCUUAGGAAUGUGCCUUUACCAGAGUUUUUAGAGAUGCUGUUGUAGAGUUAUAAGCAGUGGACAGAUGCCGGAAAGACAGAACCACUUUUGGGCUGCAUGGUUCUCCACCGGUGUACAGAUGUAUUAACAUGUACUAGAUUGUAAUAAACGGUUAUCUUUUUAACUCAAACUUUGCUAUGAUUGAGUCAUAGCACUCCAAGAAACAGCUCAGCAUGAAAAUUAACCACAUUCCCUUUAUUUCUGAUGACACAACUAAGCACUGCUGGUGGACAUUUAAUCACAGACACUUAGCACUUCUGCAUGCGUUCUGUAUUCAGUGUGAACGAGGCUUCAUGCCCUCUCUCUGUAGCGCAGCAUCGUGCGGUUGUCCUGUUCUGAUUUUUUUCAUGUAGUUGUGGUUUAGGCAUUUGUUUGCCAUUAUCACUGAUAAAAGCUGUGGGUUUAUUCAUUUGUGAAUUAAUUAAGCAAUACAGAUCACAGUCCAAUGUUUUUGUUUUGUUUUGAUUUUUAAGUAAGGUUCAGCAAAAGCUGUCGAAUCACUGAUAGCCAUCAUCUGGGAAAUGAAAUAUGAACUGUUUCCACGUACCACUGUAAUGUGCUUGCAUACCACUAGGCAGAAGAAAAAAUAUUUGUAUAUAGCAUCUCUCAAGAUAAGCUCACAAGGCGCUUUAUAAGAACGACAAAACUAAAAAAGAAAAAAAAAGGCAAAGACCAUAAUAAAAACACAAAAAAAAGGGAAAUAUUUAGACUAAAAAUGAAUCCUGAAAAAGACGGACCUGACAGAGCCAGUAUUGUGAAAAAAGCUACUGAGGAAGAAUCAUGAACAAUGUGUGUUUAGAUGGUAAAUUACAGAGUUCAGAGCGGUUCUGGUUCAGUCCACUGUUGGAUCAUCAACACUUGACAGGAGACAUGAUCGUCUUUUAUACAGAAUGUCUUGUGUCUUCAUCUGUCUGGGGCUAUUAUGAUGGUUUAAUUUUUGAGUUAUUUGAACAUUAAAGGUUCUCUGCAGACCUGUUAAGAGUGUCCUCCAUCAUUCAG
Nothobranchius furzeri (turquoise killifish) is the source of this 3696-nucleotide messenger RNA. NCBI's taxonomy places the organism in Eukaryota, Metazoa, Chordata, Actinopteri, Cyprinodontiformes, Nothobranchiidae. The record is from RefSeq and is a predicted model, not a curated record.